Molecule: messenger RNA, 836 nt
Organism: Schistosoma mattheei
Lineage: Eukaryota; Metazoa; Platyhelminthes; Trematoda; Strigeidida; Schistosomatidae
Source: the annotation of a GenBank genome assembly
CAAUGAACAGGGAAAGAAAUAGAAGUGUGAAUGCAUAUUUAAGCUUUAUUAUAAUCCGUGAUAAUGAAUAUCUCAAUAACUGUAUUUUGACUUCUUACUUAUUUCAGUUAAAAUAGGAAUUGGUGUGUGUGGAUGGUGAAUUUUCAAAGGUGAAUUGUUCACAAAUCUCCAUUGCAGAUAAUAAAACGAUGAUGAAAUUGGCAUUUGAUGAUGUGUCAUCGGUAACCGGUCAGAAUAAUUCUAUUUGCAUCUUAAAUAUGUUCAGGUAUCUUGCUGUUGUCAAUGGUUUCAUCUUAACAUUGAUCGGAUUAGUUCUUGGAUUAAUAAUCAUAUUUAUUAAGAAACUACAUUCUUCAUCCACAAUGAACACUAUCUUCAUCGUUAUCACCAUGAUAAUUAUGAUUGUUGGAUUUGCACUAUUAAUUUCAUUUGCAAAAUGGUACGAAAUAAUUAUUUCUUUACCUAUGGCUACCGUCUUCGCCAGUUUAGCCAUUUUAUGGGGUGAACAGCUGCAAGGUUCAGAACGAAAAUGGAGGAUACUCUUGUUUACGAUAUGUUGUGUAUUUGCAGGAACUGGAUUCAUUCUCUUUGCUUUAGGGGUGAUAUUUAGAACCAAUGUCUUACAAGGUUUAGCUUGGAUUUGUUGGUGCUGCGAAACGUUAAUCGUUGUUAUGUUCACAACAUACUAUCUGGACACACACCAUGAACAAGAACAGCUUUCUGAAAUCUUCAUUAUGUUCGCAUUGUUUUAUGAAUACUUCAUAUUUAAUGUCUUUUUACAGUUUUCUCUAUAUUCAAUCCUGCAUUGUGAUUCCAGCAGUGGGUACAGUCAGUGA